This is a messenger RNA of Lactuca sativa (garden lettuce), 1128 nucleotides long. RefSeq lists its product as uncharacterized. The record is from RefSeq and is a predicted model, not a curated record. NCBI's taxonomy places the organism in Eukaryota, Viridiplantae, Streptophyta, Magnoliopsida, Asterales, Asteraceae.
AUGAAUUUUGGAGCCUGGAAUAUAAGAUGUCUAAAUAAAGUGUUUAAGCAGAAGGAGGUGCUUGAGGUUAUUAAAAAUAAUAAUUUGGAUAUGUGUGGUAUUUUGGAAUCACAUGUGUCUGUUUGGAAGCUGAAGAAAAUUUGUGACAAAAUAUUCAAGAGAUGGGAUUGGGUUUCUAAUUGUAAUUCUUGUGUUAGGGGUACUAGAAUUAUAGUUGGAUGGAAUGUUAAUAAGUUUGACCUUAUGGUUCUUGGUCAAUCUAAUCAGGUCCUGCACUGUAUGGUGAGACAUUUGGAUUCCAAUGAAGAGUUUUAUGUUUCAUUCAUAUAUGCUGCUUCUAGUUAUUUGGAAAGGAGGUUCCUGUGGAGCAGUCUUGUAAAACAUAAAAUUGUGGUGGAUAAUAAGGCCUGGGUGAUGCUUGGUGAUAUUAAUGUUGCUCUUAAGCCUUCGGAAUAUUCUAAAAGUACUUCCAGAAGUCCGGAAGGGGUUGAUGACUUUAUUGAGUGUAUCAAUGCUAUUGAGGUGGAGGAUAUUAAAGGUACAGGGCUUCAAUUUACUUGGACAAAAUCUCCUUCUGGGGAACGUGGGUUACUCAAGAAACUUGAUCGUAUCAUGGUCAAUUUUAAGUUUUUGGAGAAGUUCCCGUUGGCUCAUGCUAUAUUCAAACCGUAUAGGAUUUCUGAUCAUAGCCCAACAAUCUUAUCUAUUCCUUGUUGUAUACCUAAGCGGUCUCAUUCGUUUAAAUUUGUUAAUUUCAUUGCUGAUUAUGAUGAAUUCCUUCAUUUAGUUGAGGAGGUAUGGAGAUUAAAGGUUGCUGGAGGAUUCAUCUUUAAUGUUACGCUGAAGCUCAAGCUUUUAAAGAAACCCUGUCGAAGGCUUUUCUGUAAUUCUUAUAUUUCAGGAAAGAAGUUACAAUUAUUAAGAGACAAAUUAGAUAAUUUGCAAGUUGAUAUUGAUAAUAAUCCACAUAAUUUGUCUCUGAGGCGUGAGCAUGCCAAGUUGUUAAUGGACUAUAAUAUGGCUUGUGAGAAUGAGGAGAAGUUUCUAUUGCAAAGGGCUAAAGUUAAAUGGUUGAAAGAGGUGAUAGAAAUACGAGUUUUUUUCAUAAAAUUGUCAAGCGCCAUGUAA